AUGAGACCAGCAAUAGCUUUUGACGCGACAGGGGUAUUUUAUAAAUCUAGAAAAGCAUUGCCUAGAGCAAGAUAAGCCCUUGAAUUACUCUAGAAAAAACAAAUACCAUUCUUGAUUCUGACUAAUGCAAGUGACCCCACAGAUAAAUAAAGAGCAGAUUUUUUAAAUGAGCUUACGAACACUAACAUCCUAAAACCUUCUCACAUUGUUUAAGGUCAUACUCCAGUGAAGAUAAUUCUAGAAUAGACAAGACAUUUACCUGGCAUUACUUUAGUAGGUGGAGGGAUGUAUGCUCAAGGAAUCGCUGAGAAUUCGGGGAUUACAGAUUUUAUAACGGUCCCAGAAAUUUCUGCUUGCAUGCCAGAACUUGUGCCAUUAGAUCAUAAAGCUGGUUACCCUCAUGAACCUGAAAAGCUUAUCAAAUAAGCAUUGGAAAGAUUGAAAUUAAAUAAGCCAUCAGAUAUCAUAUAAAAGCAAUUCAAGGACAUAAUGAUUUUCACUAGUCCAAGCUAUUAUGAAGCUCAUAUGCAAAUAAUGUCUGAUCUAUUGAUAUCAAAAGAUGGAUGGCUAGGCACAUAGAGAAAAUCUACUGAUAAGCAACAUGUAAAGCUUUAUUAUUCUCAUCAUGAUUACCAAGUGCCCUAUGCUAAUGCAAAUUUUCCAUCUUUAAGAUAAAGAUUUUCAAUGGGUAUGUUUAAACAAUGUCUUGAGACAAUCUUUAAAAUGCAGUAUAAUUUAGAUAUAGAGUACUAGUUGUUAGGUAAACCCUCAAAGCUAGCUUUUGAUUAUGCAAGAAACACUCUUAAAUAACAAACCUAAACUGAUAACUUAGAUUUAUUUAUGGUUGGCGAUUCUCCAGAGAUUGAUAUUGUUGGUGGGAAUUAAAAUGGCUUCAAAACCAUUUUAGUUAAAUCAGGCAAUUAUACAGAAGGCAUGGAGAGUGAAAAUCCAGAUUUUAUAGUCUAAGAUGUUUAUGAUGCAGUGUUAAAGGUUAUGGAAUUGCAUUAAAUCUAAUGA
Molecule: messenger RNA, 1017 nt
Organism: Stylonychia lemnae
Lineage: Eukaryota; Ciliophora; Spirotrichea; Sporadotrichida; Oxytrichidae
Source: the annotation of a GenBank genome assembly